GAUCACGUCGCAGCAGCCGCAGCGGCAAUACGCCAGAACGCUCGCGUGAGUUGUGUGUGUGCGUGGUGUUCGGCGCGCCGGUCGGAGAGUCUCGAAACGGUGGUUGUCGAAGAGGCAUCGCAUCGAAGGGCGAAGGAUGGACAAGAACGGGGCCAAGUUUCGCAGCCCGUUCGGAAGGCCGCACAUGGCCACUAGCGGCGCCGCUUUGGCAGCAUCGUCAUUCCUGCCGUCGCAGAAGACUACCAAAGGAAUUGUCGCCGGUGGCAUCACAGGUGGCAUAGAAAUCUGCAUCACUUUCCCCACCGAGUACGUGAAGACACAGCUGCAACUGGACGAACGGUCGGCAAAGCCUCGGUACAAUGGCAUUGCGGAUGUUGUGCGCCAGACGGUGCGAUCACACGGCGUCACGGGGCUCUACCGGGGCCUUAGCGUGCUCGUCUACGGAUCCGUACCAAAGUCGGCAGUCAGGUUUGGGGCAUUCGAGGCCCUGAAGAAGCGCAGCGUCGACUCGCGGGGCAAUCUUUCUCCACAAAUGCGGCUGCUGUGCGGACUGGGUGCAGGUGUCUCGGAGGCCAUCCUGGCUGUCACACCCAUGGAGACAAUCAAGGUCAAGUUCAUCAACGAUCAGGCCUCCGCCAACCCCAAGUACAAGGGAUUCUUCCACGGCGUACGCGAGAUUGUCCGCACUGAGGGCAUCAAGGGCACGUAUCAGGGGCUCACAGCCACAAUCAUGAAACAGGGCAGCAACCAGGCAAUUCGCUUCUUUGUCAUGGAAACGCUCAAGGACUGGUAUCGGGGUGGGGAUCCCACCAAACCGGUCAACAAGCUGGUGGUCGGCAUGUUUGGUGCCGUUGCCGGUGCUGCCUCUGUCUUUGGCAACACUCCUAUCGAUGUGGUCAAGACACGCAUGCAGGGCCUGGAUGCGCACAAGUACAAGAACACGCUUGACUGCAUGCUGCAGAUUGCCAGGAAUGAGGGCUUCCCUGCCUUCUACAAGGGCACGAUUCCACGCCUGAGCCGUGUCUGCCUUGACGUUGCCAUCACAUUUAUGAUCUACGACUCCUUCAUGGACCUCUUUAACAAGAUCUGGACGACGAGCUAAGCGGCUCCUUCCGAGCAAAACACUCAUUCACACAAACAUGCACAUGUAUUCAACAUAAACCUUGCUGACUUGACAGUUCUGAGCCCUUUCUUUUGCUUUUCGUUUUCUUGUCAUCGCUCUUUGGUUUCUAGUGAUGUUGUAUCUACCCGGUGAUGCUCCCAUGAACUUGCUUUCAGCAAAGCGUGAACAUGAAUAGUAUGUGUAUUUGUUUUACUGCUUGAAGUGCUUUGUUGCCAGUUGGACAUUUGCGAGUUUAUUUUGGAACAUCGAUGGUAGUAUCGCUGUUAGGACAAUGAUUCUUUGUUUUCUGCUUAUAGCUUUUUUUUUUCUGUAGCAUGCAAAGAUUCCAUGCUUAUCCAUUGCAUCUCAAGGCCCACCCUAAUCAGACAAGGCAUUCUGACCAGGACGUAUUUAGUGAGGUUUCGGCUUAAGUUUUCAGUACUUUGUUGUGUGUGGCAUGUGUAAAAGCUGGAAACCGCUAAUACGAUACAUCUCGGGAUUCCUGGUGUGCAGUUUCGGUGCAGUUGCCAUUUUAACCUGGUGGUGUCAAGCGAACCUCGUACACCUAUUCAUCUGUUACACUGACGAAUAGAUCGGGCCACCUUUCAUUCGUCAUACGUGCAGUGUAACAUCACGAGAUAAUGGAGAACAUUGUAAUUUGCAUUUUUACAUCAUGGUGACAAAACCUUGCUUUUUCCUCACAACGGUGGAUGCAUUUGUGAGAGGAGUAGAUACCGUCUCCAUCACGUUGAUGAAUAUUCUGGAUAUUCGAUUGAUGGUAUUCAAGAUCACACCAACAUAUCACUGGUGCCAUUGAAAAAAAGAGGCAUUGCGUGCCUUCUUUAAUUUUCUAUAUUUCUUUCAAGGAAGUGAAGAAGGCACCAGGUUUGCACAUCUGUCGCGUGUACGAGAAUAGUCUUUUUUACAUCGUCUUGAGAAUUUUGGAGGCCUCACAUGGUGCCUAUGUCUUUGUUUGUUUUGUUCCGUAUGGAAGUUUUCUUUUUUUCCAAUAUUGUUUCACUUAAUUAUUUUUUUAUUGUGGCACUUUCAGCUGUAGUCCGGGAUCUUUAUAAUUUCAGUUGUUCUGUUAUGAUGGUUGCAAUCAUUGUAUUAAUAUUUCCAUUUAGUAAACAGCUGUGAUUGCCCAUUCUGGGACCAUGGUCUUCCUAGCCAGCAUUUACUGCGUGUUGAAGAGUGGGCACUGCAAUACUAUUCCAGUUGAAUAAGCCACUGUUUGAAUUGGAUGACUGCAUUGCUUUUUGAUCACUUCGUGCUUGCAGUGGUUGCUUUCUUAGUUUAUUUUUUGUGUUGCCCUCUUUACAGACUGAUUUAUCAUUUCGUUACAUAUUUUGGGAACAGCUUUAUUUUUUCUCAGAGCUUGUUUGAAAGCUACAUUCCAGCUGGAACGGCAUGGCUUAUGAACCUACACAACUUGUCGUUCAGCCUAGGUUUACUUUGCAUCUGUAGUUAACCUGUGCCUCGUGGUUCCACAGCAGACUCUCGAUAAUUCAAGCUU
Rhipicephalus sanguineus (brown dog tick) is the source of this 2618-nucleotide messenger RNA. It is a transcript of the gene sea, whose product is annotated as putative tricarboxylate transport protein, mitochondrial. The record is from RefSeq and is a predicted model, not a curated record. Gene Ontology annotation, biological process: mitochondrial citrate transmembrane transport. The coding region runs from base 137 to 1102 and encodes 321 amino acids. Lineage: Eukaryota; Metazoa; Arthropoda; Arachnida; Ixodida; Ixodidae. The transcript is spliced from 7 exons.